Messenger RNA from Chrysochloris asiatica (Cape golden mole), 1040 nucleotides. RefSeq names its product melanocortin receptor 4-like. Bases 42 to 1040 code for a protein of 332 amino acids. The record is from RefSeq and is a predicted model, not a curated record. The transcript has a single exon. Gene Ontology annotation, cellular component: membrane. Gene Ontology annotation, biological process: G protein-coupled receptor signaling pathway. Gene Ontology annotation, molecular function: melanocyte-stimulating hormone receptor activity. NCBI's taxonomy places the organism in Eukaryota, Metazoa, Chordata, Mammalia, Afrosoricida, Chrysochloridae.
CAGGAGGCUCGGUGGGGGGCCUGGCAGUCCCUCGCUGCAGGAUGAACUUGACCCAGCACCCUGGGAUGCGUACCUCUCUCCACUUUUGGAACCACAGCAGCUACGGACUGCAGAACAAUGCCAGCGAGUCCCUGGGCAAAGGUUAUGUGGACGGAGGUUGCUAUGAGCAACUUUUUGUCUCUCCGGAAGUGUUUGUGACUCUGGGUGUCAUAAGCUUAUUGGAGAAUAUUCUGGUAAUUGUAGCAAUAGCCAAGAACAAGAAUCUGCAUUCGCCCAUGUACUUUUUCAUCUGUAGCCUUGCUGUGGCUGACAUGCUGGUGAGCGUUUCCAAUGGAUCUGAAACCAUAGUCAUCACUUUACUGAACAGUACAGACACGGACGCGCAGAGUUUCACGGUGAAUGUUGACAAUGUCAUCGACUCUGUGAUCUGUAGCUCAUUGCUGGCCUCCAUCUGCAGCCUGCUUUCUAUUGCGGUGGACAGGUAUUUUACCAUCUUUUAUGCUCUCCAAUACCAUAACAUUAUGACGGUUAAGCGGGUUGCGAUCAUCAUAAGUUGUAUCUGGGCAGCUUGCACUGUGUCGGGCAUUUUGUUCAUCAUUUACUCUGACAGUAGUGUUGUUAUCAUCUGCCUCAUUACCAUGUUCUUCACCAUGCUGGCUCUCAUGGUCUCUCUCUAUGUCCACAUGUUCCUGAUGGCCAGAUUCCACAUCAAGAGGAUCGCUGUCCUCCCAGGCACCGGCACCAUCCGCCAAGGUGCCAACAUGAAGGGGGCCAUCACCUUGACCAUACUGAUUGGGGUCUUUAUUGUCUGCUGGGCUCCGUUCUUCCUCCACCUGAUAUUCUACAUUUCCUGCCCCCAGAAUCCAUACUGUGUGUGCUUUAUGUCUCAUUUUAACUUGUAUCUCAUCCUGAUCAUGUGUAAUUCCAUCAUUGAUCCUCUGAUUUAUGCACUCCGGAGUCAAGAACUGAGGAAAACCUUCAAGGAGAUCAUCUGCUUCUACCCUUUCGGAGCUGUUUGUGAUUUGUCUAGCAGAUACUAG